AUAGACUAGAAACUAAAUAUCAAUAAUUAUGUUCCUUGCCUAUACCUAUCCUAUCAGUUGAGGACUAUUGUUUAAUGUUUGUACGUUUGUACUUUGUGUAUGUAUUCGUGAUCGUGAGUUCAUGACAAGCAGUUUAUGUGUAUUAUUUAAGGUGACAAGUUUUCUGUGAUUCUUGACGACACAAUCCACACAUCAAUAAUGCGGUGCUGCGUGCCUUUCUGCGAAAAUACUUCCGACAAUAUGUCAACAUCUGAGAGAACGGGAAUUACCUUUCAUGCAUUACCCAGUGAAGGCAAUCUCCGUACUGCUUGGCUCAGAGCCCUCGGCACACAAGACCAUCACCUGCCCGACCCUGCUGUGGUCUGCUCCCAGCACUUCCUAGAUGAUGACUUUUAUACAACAGAGAGUUGUGUGCGGCAGAUUCACUCUAAUGCAGUUCCUUCAAUAGUGCAGAUGUGCAUGAUAUGCCUGGACUCUGACAGCAAGCUGUCUCUAAUGAGUAAACACAAGUUGGAGGAGGCAUAUGAACAGCUGACUGGACUGUCUUUGUUUCAGUUGUGUCGUCGAGGAAACCUGAAGCAAACGCUCUGUGUGAUGUGUGCUCAGAGAUUGAUCAACUUCAGCAGAUUUAGAGACUUGAGCUUGAGAGCCCAUUCACUGCUGACGGACUCAGUUGAACAACAUGCAUCAAAUACUAUACAACACAAAGAAUUGAUGAACUGCAUAAGUGCACAUCUGAAGUGUAAUUUGACACAAACAACAUUAGGAGCUAACCAUUGUGACUUGUACAUAGAUCACACUGAUGGAGAGGAAUCUGUAGUGGGAGAUGUUGCAACAGUUGUGGUGAAGAAUGAAAACAGUUCUGACUCCAUGUCGAGUGCUGAUAACUUGGAAUUGGCACAAGAAGAUGACAAUCACAUAGACAAUUCCAACAAUGAGUGUGCAUCUGAUGAUGAAUACUCUGACAUGAGCAUAGAGUUGGAGUCUAGGCUACUGGAUGAAGCUAUAAGUCAAGCUCUUCGUAGGAAAGCAGACCAUGUGGCCGCAACACAGAGUUCCAUAAAGAGUGAAAGUGAUAUCUUCCAAUGUGAAUUUUGUUUUGAGGACUUUGUGCAAGAACUUGCAUACAAGGAACAUAUGAGCACGCAUCUCCAGAGUGCUGGUGGCGGAGCUGUGAGCCGCAGCUGUGACUCACUCGUGCUGCAGAACAAGUCAGUAUACAACGACACUGCAUGUGCUGCAUCACAAGUGUGCGAGCCUCGUGCAGCUGUGAGCCGCAGCUGUGACUCACUCGUGCUGCAGAACAAGUCAGUAUACAACGUCACUGCAUGUGCUGCAUCACAAGUGUGCGAGCCUCGUGCAGCUGUGAGCCGCAGCUGUGACUCACUCGUGCUGCAGAACAAGUCAGUAUACAACGACACUGCAUGUGCUGCAUCACAAGUGUGCGAGCCUCGUGCAGCUGUGAGCCGCAGCUGUGACUCACUCGUGCUGCAGAACAAGUCAGUAUACAACGACACUGCAUGUGCUGCAUCACAAGUGUGCGAGCCUCGUGCAGCUGUGAGCCGCAGCUGUGACUCACUCGUGCUGCAGAACAAGUCAGUAUACAACGACACUGCAUGUGCUGCAUCACUCGUGCUGCAGAACAUCGGCCAAUCGUUCAGACCCGUGGGUUAUUGUGGCUGAACUUGCGUUGAGUGCUAGCAAACUCACAUUCUGCUGCUAUGUU
This is a messenger RNA of Bicyclus anynana (squinting bush brown), 1726 nucleotides long. RefSeq lists its product as uncharacterized. The coding region runs from base 199 to 1683 and encodes 494 amino acids. Gene Ontology annotation, molecular function: sequence-specific DNA binding; zinc ion binding. The record is from RefSeq and is a predicted model, not a curated record. Lineage: Eukaryota; Metazoa; Arthropoda; Insecta; Lepidoptera; Nymphalidae. Gene Ontology annotation, cellular component: nucleus. The transcript is spliced from 6 exons.